AUUCCUUCCACAUUGCCGGCUUGUUCAUUGUGAGAGAAUGUCCGCAUUUUACGAAGACAGACCUAGAGACAAUGGCCCCGAAGGAAUGGAGCCUGAUGGAGUCAUUGAGAGUAACUGGAAUGAGAUUGUUGAUAGCUUUGAUGAAAUGAACCUGCGGGAGACUCUUCUAAGAGGAAUCUACGCCUAUGGUUUUGAAAAGCCUUCUGCCAUCCAGCAGAGAGCUAUUCUACCUUGUAUCAAGGGUUAUGAUGUUAUUGCACAGGCUCAGUCUGGAACAGGAAAAACUGCCACAUUUGCAAUUUCAAUUUUGGAGCAAAUAGAUAUUGAAAUGAAGGCAACCCAGGCUUUAGUUUUGGCACCUACCAGAGAGCUUGCCCAGCAGAUCCAGAAGGUCAUUUUGGCUCUAGGCGACUAUAUGGGUGCCAGCUGUCAUGCUUGUAUUGGGGGGACCAAUGUCCGUAAUGAAGUGCAAAAACUGCAAGCAGAGGCCCCUAAUAUUGUGGUGGGGACUCCAGGCAGAGUCUUUGAUAUGCUUAACCGCAAAUACCUCUCUGCAAGGUAUAUCAAGAUGUUUGUUCUUGAUGAGGCCGAUGAAAUGUUAAGUCGUGGAUUUAAAGACCAGAUCUAUGAGAUUUUCCAGAAGCUUGCUUCUAAUACACAGGUGGUACUUCUGUCAGCCACUAUGCCUGCUGAUGUAUUGGAGGUGACAAAGAAGUUCAUGCGGGACCCAGUCAGAAUCUUGGUAAAAAAAGAGGAACUGACCUUAGAAGGUAUUCGCCAGUUCUACAUCAAUGUUGAAAAAGAGGAAUGGAAGCUGGACACACUUUGCGACUUGUAUGAAACUCUCACCAUAACUCAGGCUGUAAUAUUUAUUAAUACAAGGAGGAAGGUUGAUUGGCUGACGGAGAAGAUGCAUGCAAGGGAUUUCACAGUUUCUGCCCUGCAUGGUGAUAUGGACCAAAAAGAACGAGACUUGAUCAUGCGUGAGUUUCGUUCUGGCUCCAGUAGAGUCCUCAUUACAACAGACUUGUUGGCAAGAGGCAUUGAUGUACAGCAGGUAUCUCUAGUUAUCAACUAUGAUCUCCCAACAAAUCGGGAAAACUACAUUCACAGGAUUGGCCGAGGAGGCAGAUUUGGCAGAAAAGGAGUAGCAAUUAAUAUGGUGACAGAAGAUGACAAACGCACCCUGCGAGACAUAGAGACAUUCUACAAUACAACAGUAGAGGAGAUGCCAAUGAACGUUGCUGACUUAAUCUAAAAACUGUUGUGCUGCUUUACCAGUCCUGUCACAACACCCCCCUCCCCCCCAAAACCCCAUUAACCCCAUUCUCCUGUUCCAGUUCAUUUGCAGCAAUGACAAGUGUGCUGUAUCAAAUUCAAUAUUACAAAGUUUUGACUAGAGAAAGGAAAACAUCAAACUGGGCUUUUCAUAAUAAACUGCCUUAGCAGUGUGGAGAAUUUUUUUUUUUUUUAACUGGUUCUUGGACUUUCAUCUAACCUUACCUCAUGAAAUUGCUGGAUGCCCUUGCUACAAGUGCUGCUUUAAUGGCAGUGCCAAUACCCCCCCAGUUCUAUAAAUACCUAACUUGGGAAGUUUCUUCUGUGUGUGUGCGUGUUUUCUGUGGAGCAACCAUCAGGGAGCAUGCAUUGAUCAAAGCUUAUAUUUGCACUAUAUGCCUAGGUGUGACUCGAGGCUUUGCACAUUGAGGGAUGAUGGUGGUGGGGAGGUUUAUUAAUAAUAAAGGAUUCAAACUCUGCCCAGUAUAUACAGAAGUGUUUCUGUGGACAUUGGAAGUUCAUAUUUUCAACAAAUUCUGGUGAGAGUACCUAGCAACAGGUAAGGGUAGGUAGAUUUUUUUUUUCCCCUCUCCUUUGUGGAGAUGUGGCAAAUGUCCUGAGCCAUACUGUCAAACACUUUUCACUUCCUUUUCUAUGUUUGUCUUUUUGUUGUGUUCUGUCACCUUUAUCGGAAGAUUUCUAGAUUGUUGGUCUAGAAACUAUAUAGAGCAAGAUUUUUGGGGUUUGCUUUGGAAAUAGAUGCACAGAAUUGAUCUAGAGGAGCUGAGAAAGAUUAACCUUUUUUUUGGUAGUAAUGCACUUGCACCACUUUGUCUUCCUUUCUGUCUCCUUUUAGGGAAAAAGUAACCAUGGCAAAUUAGAGAAUUAUUGCUUGCAGCUAUUUUGCAUGCACUUGUCAGGUGUGAGUAAUUUGCCAUUUGUUGUCUUCAAGUAGUGCAGAGCAGUGUUUUUAGGCAAAUCUCUGCCGGUGGGAAGAGGGUGAUUUGUGCAUUAAUAAA
Polypterus senegalus (gray bichir) is the source of this 2297-nucleotide messenger RNA. Its product is annotated as eukaryotic initiation factor 4A-I. The coding region runs from base 38 to 1258 and encodes 406 amino acids. Gene Ontology annotation, molecular function: RNA helicase activity; ATP binding; translation initiation factor activity. Gene Ontology annotation, biological process: cytoplasmic translational initiation. The record is from RefSeq and is a predicted model, not a curated record. Lineage: Eukaryota; Metazoa; Chordata; Cladistia; Polypteriformes; Polypteridae. The transcript is spliced from 11 exons. Gene Ontology annotation, cellular component: cytoplasmic stress granule.